GCAGACUGCCUGAAAUGGGGACGGAGAAUUCAUCUUCAUCCCCCAAAUAUAUAAAUCCCCUUUUCAUCAAAAUCGAUGCUUCAGGCCUCACUCCAAUUGCUCCGCUUUUGAUCCCCCACCCUCGACUCGUCGGCAAGUUGCCGUCUUUCUUAUCCCUUCACUCUUUUUUCAAUUCCCCUUGGAGGAUUUUCAUUUUCUUUGAAAUUUUUCUUCGGCCUUUUGAAUUUGGUUUGGGUUUUUAUUUUUUUUUUUUCUCUUUGUAAUCCAUGAAGGUUCUUUGGAAUCUGGUUCUUCUUUUGUUCAUAGCGAUUGUGUUUCUGUUUCUGCUCCGGGUGGUUUUAUUCAAGACAGGGUUGAUUUAUACUGUGAAGAAAUGGUGGAGAUUUAUAGAGGAUUGCUUCCAUGUCUACCAGUUCUUGAAGGUUCCGGAGUUCAACAACGGGAUGCAGGAGAAUCAGCUUUACCGGAAGGUUUGUGUUUAUCUGAAUUCGCUUGCCUCAAUUGAGGAUUCGGAUUUCACCAACCUUUUCUCCGGGAAGAAACAGGGUGAAAUCGUCCUCCGUCUCGAUCCCAAUCAAGUGGUUGAAGAUAAUUUCCUUGGGGCGAGGAUUUGUUGGAUUAACGAAGAGACAAGUAGGAACAGAACGUUUGUGUUGAAGAUUAGGAAAGAGGAUAAGAGAAGAAUUCUCCGGCCGUAUCUGCAACACAUACACACAGUGGCCGAUGAACUUGACCAGAAGAAGGACUUGAAACUGUAUAUGAAUGUCGGUCGUGAUCAGAAUAGCAGCGACGUACGGUGGAGAUCCGUUGCCUUCACACAUCCGUCUACUUUUGAAACGAUUGCCAUGGAAUCGGAUCUCAAGAACAAGGUGAGAUCCGAUCUAGAUUCGUUCCUCAAAGCCAAACAGUACUAUCACCGGCUCGGCAGAGUAUGGAAGCGGAGCUAUCUCCUGUUUGGCCCAUCUGGUACCGGAAAAUCCAGCUUCGUUGCGGCCGUGGCUAAUUAUCUCAGUUACGAUGUCUACGAAUUGGAUCUAUCAAAAGUCUUAGACGAUUCAGAUCUCAAAUCUCUAUUGCUGCAAACCACGAGCAAAUCGGUGAUCGUAAUCGAGGAUCUUGACCGAUUUUUGAUCGAGAAACCGACGGCGGUGAGCUUAUCAGGCAUACUAAACUUCAUGGACGGAAUCUUAACCUCCUGCUCCGCCGAAGAGAGGGUGAUGGUGUUCACAAUGAACAGCAAAGAUCACGUUGACCCGGCGAUACUCCGGCCGGGUCGAAUCGACGUUCACAUCCAUUUUAAGUUAUGUGAUUUCACGGCGUUUAAAACGCUAGCCAAUAGCUGCCUCGGGCUCAAGGACCACAAGCUGUUCCCUCAGGUGGAGGAAAUUUUCCAAAACGGCGCUAGCUUGAGCCCCGCCGAGAUCAGCGAGUUAAUGAUAGCGAACCGGAAUUCGCCGAGCCGAGCCUUGAAAUGGGUAAUCAGCGCGCUGCAAACGGACGGUGAUGGGAGGGGCGCUGGGAGCGUCGGACGGCGGUCGUGCGACAACGGUUCGAAGAGAACGGGCGAAGAAAGUGGUGAACCGAGCGGGAUGUUAUUUAGGGAAGGUACACAUCCGGUGAAGGAAUUCAGAAAGUUGUACGGUUUGCUGAAGAUAAAAAACAGCACAAAAUCUCAACCGUUUGAUCUAGCCGCUGGUCAAAAUGACCGGUGAUGAUAAGCUUUGAUUAAUAGUAUUUGCAUAAAUUUCCCAAAAAAAAAAAGAAAGCAAAAGAAAAGAGAACAUGAUUAACAGGAAAAUAUUAAAAUCCUGAAUUCUGUUAUAUUUGUCUCUUUUUCUUCUUUUUUUUUCUUUUCCAUUGUUGUUCAAUUCAUAGUUCGUUUUGAAGUGUUAGUAGUGUUUUAUUAGGAUGUUAGGAUACAUUAACAUGUACAUAGUUGAUAGUUGCAUUAGAUUUGUGAUGUAUACUUGAUUUUGCAAAAGGAUUAAUUUGGGUUCUUUGUGAAUAUUAAUUUCUUUCCUUGGUGUGAUAGUUUGUUUAAUUGUAUGUUUCUUUCUCUUUGCUUUUCUUCUUUUUGUUUUUUCAAAAGUUAGUUGGAAUGUUUGUUUUGAGGGAAACAAAUCGUAUCUUUUCAU
Messenger RNA from Rubroshorea leprosula, 2135 nucleotides. NCBI's taxonomy places the organism in Eukaryota, Viridiplantae, Streptophyta, Magnoliopsida, Malvales, Dipterocarpaceae. The record is from the annotation of a GenBank genome assembly.